Molecule: messenger RNA, 1629 nt
Organism: Didymosphaeria variabile
Lineage: Eukaryota; Fungi; Ascomycota; Dothideomycetes; Pleosporales; Didymosphaeriaceae
Exons: 4
Coding region: 1-1629 (542 amino acids)
Biological process (GO): carbohydrate transport; transmembrane transport
Cellular component (GO): membrane
Molecular function (GO): carbohydrate:proton symporter activity
Source: RefSeq, a predicted model, not a curated record
AUGGGUUGGAAUACUCACGCAGAUGGAACGCAAGAUCCGCCCGAGGUGCGCAAUUGGCGCAUACACAUAAUAGCGCUGGUGGCUUCGAUGUCCGCCCUUGCGAUGGGUUACGACACAGCCGUUAUAGGCGGAACAAUGGCGCUGCAGUCGUUCAUUCGAGACUUCGGAUGGGAGGACGUGUCGACGGGUACGCGCAACACCAUCCAGGCGAACAUCGUAUCGACAUUUCAAGCUGGGUGCUUCUUUGGCGCUUUGUUGACCUUUCCAAUCGCUGAGAAAUUUGGCCGGAAAAGAACAGUCAUGCUAGCCGGUCUAGUGUUCUUGCUAGGCGCAGCCCUCCAGACCGCUGCGGAAGGCAAUCUCAACUUGAUCUAUGGUGGUAGAGCUAUCGCAGGGUUGGGCAUCGGAGCGUCAUCGCUUACUGUUCCCGUCUACAUCGCUGAAGUCGCACCUCCAUCCAUUCGCGGUCGACUUGUUGGAAUAUUCGAAAUCGCCUCGCAAGGCGGCGGCAUGCUGGGGUUCUGGAUCAACUAUGCCACCGACCAGACUGUCAACGUCAACAACAAGGCGCAAUGGAUCAUUCCUCUAUCAUUGCAACUGGUUCCUGGGGUGUUGUUGGUCUUGGGUAUGUUUUGGUGCCCAGAAUCUCCACGCUGGCUUGCUAGGGGUGACAAUUUCGACGCCGCGGAGAAGAUCCUGACUAUGGUGCGCGGCUUACCUUCGUCUCAUCCGUACAUCAUGCACGAGAUGAGCGAGAUCCGCGCACAAGUCGAAGAGCGAAGUACGAACCACAUGAACAAGUCGGCACAAUUCAAGAAACUGUUCCAGAAGGGUACUCGCAAUCGCAUGGGCAUUGGUCUUGCUUUGAUGUUUCUGCAGUCAUUUACUGGGGUCAACAUCAUCACAUAUUAUGCUCCUCGCAUCUUCGAGACCCUUGGUAUCUCCGGCACUUCCCUAAAGCUUUUCUCCACCGGUUUCUACGGCAUCGCAAAAACCCUCGGAAUGAUAACAUUCACCGUCGUCGUCGUCGAAAAGGUCGGACGCCGCAACGGCCUCAUCUGGGGGGCUGCUCUAGGCUGCAUUCCCAUGUGGUUUAUCGGUGGGUACGUUAUGCGCGCAGACCCCGCUGCCGCUGCUUUGCGAGGAGACGUCACCAGAGAUGGUUGGGGUUACCUCGCGAUGGUAUGCGUAUAUGUUAAUGCGUUCAUAAUUUGUGCCACAUGGCAGGGCAUCACCUGGACAUAUGCGUCUGAGAUCUUCCCGCUCGACAUCCGCAUGCUGUGUGUGUCGCUUACCACUGCGGAUACCUGGCUGGGCAGCUUCAUCAUCGCACGCAGUACACCUUACAUGAUUUCCGACCUCGGAUAUGGUGCUUACUUCUUCUUUGCGUCGAUACUACUUUGUAUGGGCAUUUGGGCAUUUUUGUUCGUACCGGAGACUAAAGGUGUUUCGCUGGAAGAGAUGGACGCCUUGUUCAUGAGGCCUAUGCAUCAAGUGGUGUGGGCCCAGAUCAGAAAGAGACCUUUACCGAUAGACGAAACUGAAGCAGAGAGGAAGAAGGGUUUGCAGUCGAGCAGUAUGGAGAAAGAUAUUGGCAUUGAGCAGUCUGAAAUUGCGCCUGCUAAGUAA